AUGGGCGUCAAGCUUCAGAUUCAGCUUCUAGAGGCGCGCGGCCUGCCGCCCAAGGACAAUGGCGGUGCGAGAGACGCGUUCGCGCGGCUCCAGAUGGGCGGCUCGAAGGCGCGCAGCAGAACAGUUGCUAAGGAAAACGAUCCGACGUGGCAGGAAGAAUUUCUCUUUUCGGUCAGCGACAUGGAAAAAGACGAACUGCUGGUAACGGUGUGGGACAAGAGCGUCUUCCUGGGGGAGGAAUUUCUCGGGCAGCUUGUGCUGCCCGUGCGACAGGUGAUGGCGUGCGACAGCUACGAGCUGCAGGCGACGUGGUUCCCGCUACAGAACAGGGUCGUGCGGCCGCGCGCGACCGUUACAGGCGACAUUUUGAUUUCCGCCAGCCUGUGGGGCGUUUCGUCGUUAGUGGCGGAAUCCGCUUCCCCCUCCACCUUGCCAUCCAGCCCCCUCCUUCCGCCCACUCCUCCCCACUCCGCCCCUUCCGCUUCCCCGUCUACUUCCCCCCUCGCCGCGCCUUCCCCCUCGCCUUCCCCCAGCCUCAUCACCACUGUCAGCUUCGCCUUUCCUAGACCUUCUUCCGCCUCUCCCCUUGCCGCCUCUCCCCUUUCCGCCUCUCCCCCUUCCGCACCUCCCCCGCCCGCCCCUUCCCCGUCCGCCCCCGCCUUUUCUCUCCCCCUCAAGCCCGCGCUGCGCCGCCAUACAGGCCCCUCCGAUGCAGUCUCACCUGCUGUUCUCUCCCCGUGCAGGGAAGCAGACGAGGGGGAAGCGUGGGGCGGAGAGAAAACGCUGGGAUCGGGAGAGGGAGCGGGGGAAGGGGAGGGAGAAGGCAAAGGAAAAACGGAAGGGAACGAGGAAGGGAAGGAGAAAGCGGAAGUGGAGGGUGAAGGGGAAGGGGAGGGGGAAGGGGAAGGGGAGGGGGAAGGGGAAGGCCAGGAAGCAUCGACCGGCCUUCAAGAUAACGAGGAGAGGGGUCCGGAUGGCACAGCAGCAGUUGUAGCACCAGCAACUGCAACAGCAGCAGCCGUUGCCAAACCGCGGAACCAGAUUCUCCAGACGCUCUCCGGGUCCUUAAAGCCCAACCCGCAGCAGCUACAGCAGCUGAAGCAGCGCCUGCACGCGUCCAAGCUAUCCGCAGCCUCAGCCAUCCGGUCCUUCGGGCACGCCGUGGAAAACAGCGUUGCCAAGGCAGGGCAGUCCAUGCGUGGUGCCAACGCCAAGGGGGGUGGGGUUGCGCCUGGGGGGGUUUCCGGGGAGGAGGGGGAGGGGGAGUCGCGGAGAGGGUCGUUGGGGGAGGGUGACGGGGCGAGCGGGGAGCCAGGGGGAGGGGGAGAGGGGGGCACGGGGGAAGCGGGGGAGGUGGAGGUGCCGGGGGUGUGGUGGGAGCAGGAUAUGAUGGACGUGCCGAGUGCAGGGCCCAUGCCGGGAGAGCUAACUGGGGGCGGAGUGCUGGUGGAGCAGGCCUUUGAUGCUGCCCCGCAUGUGCUCUUUGCUGCCAUUUUCAAGCCCGACUCGCCCUUCUUCCAGGAAUUCGCCACUGAGCGCAAGCUGACACAAAUCAACAUUGGCCCUUGGUUUUUCAAUGACAGCAGCAGUGACAGCAGUCACAUUGGAGCAAGGCUCAAUCGCAGCACAGCACACAAGGGCAUUAAGGCCCCCCCCGCCCUGUCCCCCCCUGCUGCUCCCAAAGGGGGCGGAGGGGCGGAGCAGCAGCAGCCGGAAGACGCAGACGCUGUGAUGCACCGCAAUGUAUCGUACAUGACCGCGCCGUCCUCCCUGGUGAAGUCAGUGCAGGCAACAGAGGAGGUGCUGUGUGUGCGGGCAGAUGCAGGAGGCUUCCUGGUGACUGUGUCUGCAAAAACCCCUGACGUGCCGUAUGGAGGCACGUUUGAAACACACCUUCAGUUUUGCAUCACUCCGCUUACAGAGGAAAGUGUAGGAGGAGCAGGAGAAGCAGGGGCCACAGGCGAGCAGAGCAGCAGCAGCAGCAGCAGCAGCAGUGGUAGAGUCCCAGCUUCUGCAGGAGGUGGUGAUGGGAGAGAGUCAGCCGCGGGGGGGGUGGCUGGUGGGGUGAAAAGUCAGCUGCGUGUGUCGUAUGAGCCGCAUUUCCUGCAGAGCACCAUGAUGAAAAGCAUGAUAGAGAACGGCAUGCGCACCGGCCUCAAGGACACCUACACCACCUUCCUCUCUGUGCUCACAAAGCAUGUCCCUCCCUUCGUCUCCACCACACCCUCCACCUCACUCUCCCAGCCCUCAAUUUCCCCUCCUCCCUCCUCCCCACUCGCCCGCCUCCUCUCCCUCCUCGGCGUCCCCCCCCACCUCCACCCCUCAAAAACCGCAAUCGCUGAGGCUGCGGUCCGGGCGGCAGGCCCACUUGCGCUCUUUGUCUUUUUCCUUGCAGUGGUGCUGCUGCCGACGCACCUGGUGCUGGUUGCACGCGGCGGGGCAGGGGUGGUGCUGCCACUACUAGACCUACCGGAUAGCCUUUUGGAGCUGCUAUGGUGUGCCGUGAUUCUGGUUGCUACCAACCACGUGGUUGCCAUGGCACAAGGCAUCAUUGUAUCGAAAUAUAUCAAGAGUGAGUGGUGGGGAGCAGGGGUGGUGCUGCCUUUACUAGAGCUGUUAUUGU
This is a messenger RNA of Closterium sp. NIES-65, 2623 nucleotides long. NCBI's taxonomy places the organism in Eukaryota, Viridiplantae, Streptophyta, Zygnematophyceae, Desmidiales, Closteriaceae. The record is from the annotation of a GenBank genome assembly.